Debaryomyces tyrocola is the source of this 1737-nucleotide messenger RNA. The record is from the annotation of a GenBank genome assembly. NCBI's taxonomy places the organism in Eukaryota, Fungi, Ascomycota, Pichiomycetes, Serinales, Debaryomycetaceae.
AUGUACUUUUCAGGUAAAGAUAUCAACUCUAUCAUAGUUAAGAAACCAGAAGGGAAAGAAAUUGAGAUAAACAGAAAUUUAUUCGACAAUUUAUAUCAUCUGGGUGAUAAGGAGCAAUGUCUAAGAGUAUUAUUGGAUACCCCAUUAUUAAAGUUUGAAAAAUAUAAAGAUAAAAAAAGGCGAGUAUUAAGAAAUUUAGUAUCAGAAGAUGAUGAAGAUAAUGAUGGGCCAAUGUAUUCUGGAAGGAUGCCAUUUAUGCCAGCCUAUGUUUAUAUCACAAAUUUAGUGAUGAGAGCCAAGUUUAGAGAAAUAAGUAUUCUGGAGUUCAAAACCAAUUAUCUUGCUCCUCUUGAUAGUUCUAUCAAAGAAUCGAAACGUAAUCUUUUUCCUUCCUUAGAGGAACAUUUUCGGUCACCGUGGGGAAAUACUUGGAAUACUAAACAUUAUAUCAAGCAACAUUUUGAUGGAAAUAUAGUUUCAACAAUCGAGCGUCUUUAUCACGCUAUAAAUGGUUAUUACGAUAUAUUUGGAUAUUCCUAUAUUAUAAAAGCUGUCUUUAAUGAAGAUCAAAGACUUCGAACUGAUAUUAUGCAUUGUAGGAAUAAUAAAUCUACAUAUAACCCAGAAAUAUGUUUUGCAUUAGGUAGCUAUAAAUCAGAGAAUUAUUAUUUAUGCCAAGGCUUUGAUGAUUUCAAAUCAGCCAUAAAAAAUGCAACUAGACCAAUUGAAUACAUUUUUCCAGGACGAGAAUGGAGUCCCAGGGUAGUGUUUGCUCUAACACUUCGAAGAUUAAUUUAUGAGGCUUUCCUUUGUGGUACUGAUAGAGUUUUUAUCUCAGAUUACGAAACUUUUUCGGGAUUUUUCAAAUAUGAAAUCGUUGAUGAUCAAAUGGAAAUAGACUACUAUAUUAUAACUGAUCCAGAAACGAUCUUGGGGGGUGUCACUUUAAGAGCUGCUAUAGCUGGAUUUUUUUUCAAGACUGAGAAGGAAGCACUCAAUACCAGGAAAGUACUAGCAAACUCUUUCCAGGUGGCUUGCAGUACUAAAGGAUUUGAUCCGCUUUUGAAUGUACUUCCCAGGCCUGUUCAACUAUCAAGUAAGCUUUCAAUCGUUGAACUUCACAAUUUUAAAAUAAUUGAAGAAAUAAAUACUUUUGAUAUUUUUAGGAUAAUUACAGACGAACCGUAUUGGCGAAUAAUAGAAAAUGCUGUAAAAUGGUAUCCUACUUUGGGAUUCAAACUUCCAUACAGAGUGGUAGUUAAAUUAUAUCACUAUUCGACGUUGUUCUACGAAGAUAAAAACAAUGACUUGUUAUGGUUUAGCAUUCCCGAUAGAAGUGAAUAUUAUGAAUGGUUUUACAAUGAACUUGUAAUUAAUGAAAAAAUUGCGAAAUCACAGUUUGCUUCCAAAUUUCCCAAACUUCUUGUUUCUGGUUAUUGGAAUGGCCUUCCCGACCAUCCGAUGCAUAUACUUGAAUCACCAGGACCAGGAAUGUUGGAAGAAAAAUGGGAUAAGAAAGAAGUGCACCGAAUUGUCAAGUUGAGGCUUGAGGAACUCCAUCUGUUAGGAAUCUCUCAUAAUGAUAUUAGACUCUGUAACAUACAUGUAUCUGAGUCAGGUAAAAUUUCCUUGAUAAAUUUUGAACUGUCGGACAGCUCGGAUAAUGAGAAACAUAAAAAAAGAGACUUUGAAUGUCUUGAUGACAUAUUGAGGAUAAAUGAUUUUAGUGGAAAUUAA